ACAAUUACCCAUCCAAUCAUUCUUCUACAAGUAACUAAUAACCAUUCAAUAUUAAUACUCUACGUUAUGCAGAUGACAAAAUAAUAUUAAACUAUUAUAGAAAUUAUACAAAAUAAUAUACUGAUACAAUCAUAAAUAGCUUUGUGUGUAGGUACCUACGAAUUUUAAUCAGUGGUGGUCACCGAUCAUUCGGAACUCUACAGUUCACGGUGCUAACGACUCACAAUUUACAUUCGUCAUUCACUUCACUUUAACUUUCUAGUUUCCCAGUGUAUUCGGUACACUUGAAAAGAGAGGUCCGUCUUAUCGUAAUCGACGACGUUAAAUUGUUAAAUAUCAAGCCGCUUCUCUUGAAAUAAGAUGUCGAAAAUAAAGGCUGGACCAGUUGUUGACAUCCUUGGCGAUGAAAUGACUAGAAUUAUCUGGGACCUUAUAAAGAACAAACUGAUUUUACCAUUUUUGGACAUUGAGUUACACACCUACGAUUUAGGCAUGGAAAACCGUGACAAAACUGAUGAUCAGGUAACAAUUGAUUGUGCGAAUGCUGUGAAAAAGUACAAUGUCGGCAUCAAGUGCGCUACAAUUACUCCUGAUGAGAAGAGAGUGGAGGAAUUUAAUCUAAAGAAGAUGUGGAAAAGUCCUAAUGGUACAAUUCGUAACAUCCUUGGAGGAACCGUUUUCAGGGAAGCUAUCAUCUGUAAAAAUAUUCCUCGUCUGGUCACUGGGUGGGAAAAGCCCAUUAUUAUUGGCCGUCAUGCUCAUGCAGACCAGUAUAAGGCUACAGAUUUUGUUGUACCUGGGGAGGGUAAGUUGGAACUCGUUUUCACCCCCGCGUCAGGUGAACCUAUGCGGUAUGUAGUAAACGAUUUUAAAGGUGCUGGUGUUGCAAUUGGUAUGUUCAAUACUGAUGCCUCAAUUAUUGAUUUUGCACAUUCGUCAUUCAAGUUUGCUCUGGAUAGAAAGUAUCCCCUAUACUUGAGCACGAAGAAUACUAUUCUUAAGAAGUACGAUGGCCGUUUCAAAGACAUCUUCCAAGAAAUUUACGACAAAGAGUACAAAACGCUAUAUGAAGCUGCAGGCAUUUGGUAUGAGCACCGCCUUAUUGAUGAUAUGGUUGCCUACGCAAUGAAGUCCGAAGGUGGAUUUGUAUGGGCUUGCAAGAAUUACGACGGAGAUGUUCAGUCUGAUUCCGUUGCUCAGGGAUACGGAUCUUUAGGGCUAAUGACCUCAGUUUUGAUAUGUCCUGAUGGUAAAACGGUAGAAGCCGAAGCCGCUCAUGGAACUGUUACCAGACACUACCGGUUCUACCAACAGGGAAAAGAGACAUCUACGAAUCCCAUUGCUUCUAUAUUUGCAUGGACACGAGGUCUACUGCACCGUGCUAAGUUAGACAAUAAUUCGGAACUCACGAAAUUCGCCGAAACUCUCGAAAAGGUAUGCAUUGAUACCAUUGAAUCUGGCGUCAUGACCAAAGAUCUUGCUAUUUGCAUUAAAGGCAUGAACAAUGUUAAGAGAUCUGAUUACUAUGAGACAUUUGAGUUUUUGGACAAACUGGCCGAGAAUUUGAAAAAGAGUUUGGGCCAAUGACUGAGCCCUGAAUGGAAACUCAGCCAUUUGUGACAUUUUAUAUCUACGAUUUUUAAUAAUGGGCUCAAGGAUCUAUUACGGCAUUUAUUUAUUUCUCUUGUUUAUUUGUAAUAAAUGAGUUAUUUAUUA
Pararge aegeria (speckled wood butterfly) is the source of this 1716-nucleotide messenger RNA. RefSeq names its product isocitrate dehydrogenase [NADP] cytoplasmic (gene Idh). Gene Ontology annotation, biological process: isocitrate metabolic process. NCBI's taxonomy places the organism in Eukaryota, Metazoa, Arthropoda, Insecta, Lepidoptera, Nymphalidae. Bases 361 to 1587 code for a protein of 408 amino acids. Gene Ontology annotation, cellular component: peroxisome; cytosol; mitochondrion. Gene Ontology annotation, molecular function: NAD binding; magnesium ion binding; isocitrate dehydrogenase (NADP+) activity. The transcript has 3 exons. The record is from RefSeq and is a predicted model, not a curated record.